Molecule: messenger RNA, 1797 nt
Organism: Pelagomonas calceolata
Lineage: Eukaryota; Pelagophyceae; Pelagomonadales; Pelagomonadaceae
Source: the annotation of a GenBank genome assembly
CGAUUGUGAUCUCGGCAAAAUUGUAUGCGGCAGGGCACCGAUAAUAUCGGUACACACGCUUGACGGAGUCUCAUCCGUGCGCUGUGUACAGUCGUUCAGGCUGCUGCCGCAAUCGCUGCGCAUAACACACCGGUGCUGAGGAGUGCUAAACAGGAUAGGCAUGGGCGCCUUCCCCCACCACGUCGAGGGAGACGCUCCCGCAUCGGUCUACACGGUCCUCGGCGCAUCUUUACUCAUGGUCCUCGCUGGCGGCUUGGGCGGUUUGCCCUUUUUCUUCGUGCCCAAGGGACUCAGUAAGCGAGCGGCGGGCCUCGCGAACGCCCUGUCCGCCGGCGUCAUGCUGUCGGCGUCGUAUACGAUGGUCUACGAGGCGCAUAAUGGCCCGCGAGGCUGCGUCUGCGGGUUAUUACUAGGAGCGCUGUUCGUGCGGUGGUCGCGCUCGUUUAUGGAGGAAGGCCACGAUCUGCUCGGCGAGAAGAAGCGGGGCCUGCACGUGUUUCUCGCGACGAUGGCUUUGCAUUCGAUCAGUGAAGGCGCCGGCGUCGGCGUGGCCUACGCACGUUCUGCUGGAGAGGCGUCCGGGGUCCGGAGGGGCGCUCUCGUGGCCACGGCCAUCGGCGCGCACAAUAUCCCCGAGGGCUUCGGCGUUGCCCUUGCUUUGGUUGCAAGAGGCGUCGGGCCGGGCCGCGCGACGUGGUGGGCCGUGUUGACCUCAGCGCCGCAGCUCCUCGCGGCGGCACCCGCAUUCCUCUUCUGCAACCUCUAUGCGCCGCUCCACCCUCUCUGCCUGGGCUUCGCCGCGGGCUGCAUGAUAUCCGUGGUGAUAGGCGAGAUGAUCCCGGAAGCCCUCGAGACGGCUUCAUCCGACGACGUCGCGUCAUAUACGACUCUAGCGUGCGGUUUAUUCGAGGGGUUUCGCAUGACGCUGGACUGGGCGGCGCACGAGCCGGACCACGCCGGACGGGUCUUAGCUGCCUUGGCCUGGUCCGUCGUGGCGGGCGGGGCUACGGCGGUCGGUGGCCUCGUCGUCGCGUGCGCGCCGCGGAAAGCGCGGCGCUUUGACGGCGCGGCGUUGGGGUUCGCGGCGGGCGUCAUGUUGGCGUUGGCCGUAUUGGAUAUUGCCCUGCCGCACUAUUAUGAGCGAGGAGCGAAGGCGGGCGGAUCAUAUAAAGCCGUCGGGGCGUUUCUCGGGGGUGCUCUCUGCGUCCACGCCCUCAAGUCGUUGUUAGCUUCGUGUGAUGAUGCCACGCUACUGCUAGAUGAGGCGCCGCUGCGUAGAAGUAGAUCAGACGAGGAGCUCAAGGACGCGACAGCAGCUAGAACCGCGUGGCUCGUCACGCUGGCUUUGGCGGCGCAUAAUGCCCCUGAAGGGUUAGCUGUGGGCGUCGCGGCGGCCCACGAGGAUACCGGAAGAGCAGCAUUGAUGGCCUUCGCGAUUGGCAUGCACAACGUCCCCGAGGGCGUCGCGGUGGCUUCGUCGGUGUAUGCGGCGACGCGGUCGCGCGAGCGGGCGUUCGUCGUGGCCGCCGCGACGGGCUUGGUCGAGCCGCUGGCCGCCGGGUUGUCCGCCGCCGUAUUAUCGCCGUUCCUGUCGCCGGAGGUGCUGGAGCUGGCUUUAUUGGGCGUCGCCGGCGCGAUGAUCGCCGUCUCGCUCCUGGAGCUCGUCCCGUCGGCGUGGCGCGCGGCGCCGCGGCCCGCAAUUAUAGGCGGCCUCGGCGGCUGGUGGGUGCUGCGGAUAGGGCUCGACUUCGUGGCCGCCGCGCACGCGUAGUAGUAUAUCUGUGAUCGUUUAGUAAG